UCGACUGAAACUUUUUCUCAGUCUCAGCAAAAUUUAAAAAAACAGAAGCAAACAACCGGAAGCCUCCCACUUGUACAUUAAAACAAUCCAAUGUCCAAUGUUCGAUUUCGUAGCAAAUUUUAAACUGGCAAUACGUUUGUUUGUGUUUUUCUUUCCUAUUAACUUUUAUUCUUCAGUGAUAUCACAUGUUAUAGGGUGAAACAACACCCUUUCAAUAAAUAUCCUCGUUUACGCUACCUCAGAAGAUCAAAUAUGAAGUUUAUGGGAAUAGAGUUCGCUCCUCUUUCUAUACCUUUGGAAAGAAGAAUACAGACAUUAGCAGUAUUUUACUAUUGUUCAAAUUUUUUAUUGCUAGGUUUUAUGACAUUUGCAAUUUUAGGUUAUUUGUGUUUCACUCAGUAUUACUAUAUACCUCUUUUUUAUGCAAUUUGGUUUUUAUAUGAUUAUAAAACACCUGAACAAGGUGGACGGCGCUGGGAAUGGUUGCGAAAUUGGCGAAUGUGGAAAUACUUUGCCAGUUACUUUCCAAUCAGUCUUAUCAAAACUGCUGAUUUUGAUCCAAAUAAAAAUUAUAUUAUUGGAUAUCAUCCGCAUGGUCUUUUAGGUUUUGGAGCUUUUACUACUUUUGGAACUGAAGGAGUUAAUUUUAAAGAGACGUUUCCUGGCAUUACACCUCGUCUAUUGACUCUUCAAGCACAGUUUAACCCUCCUCUUCACCGAGAACAUAUCAUGUGUGCAGGAGUAUGUUCUGCAUCCAAAGAAAGUAUUAAUUGGGUUUUAACCAGGGAAGGAAAAGGAAAUGCACUCGUGAUAGUUCUUGGAGGAGCUGCUGAAGCAUUGGAUGCACAUCCUGGGCAAGCCACUUUAGUUUUAAGGAAAAGAAAAGGAUUUGUAAAAUUAGCUCUUAAACAUGGGGCUUCAUUAGUUCCUUCGUUUGGGUUUGGAGAAAAUGAUCUUUUUGAACAAGUUGAAAAUCCUCGAGGAUCAGCUUUACGAGAGUGGCAGGAUAAAAUUAAGGAUUUACUUGGCUUUUCCACUCCUAUUUUCCAUGGAAGGGGAAUUUUCCAAUACAAUUAUGGAUUUUUACCUUAUAGAAAACCCAUUAAUGUCGUGAUUGGAAAACCAAUUGACGUGGAAAAAAUUCCUCAUCCUACUGAAGAAGACAUCAAUAAGUUGCACCAAAAAUACAUCGAUAGCUUAACAGCAUUGUUUGAAGAACAUAAAGUUAAAUAUUCUCCUGAUGUUCAACUUAUUAUUUAGUGAAGUAUUAUUUUAACUUUCGCUCAAUGUGAUUUCUGUGAUUUUUCUUUCAUAAAAAGUAUUACUGUGAUGAUUAUUUUAUGUAUGAGCUAAAUGCCAAAUAUUUUUAUUGCGUGGAAAUUUAUUAAAACAUGUUCAGGUAUCAUGGAUUUGGAGACAUGUUUUUUUUUUCGAAAUAAAAAGUAUAUUUACAAAGUG
Molecule: messenger RNA, 1458 nt
Organism: Parasteatoda tepidariorum (common house spider)
Lineage: Eukaryota; Metazoa; Arthropoda; Arachnida; Araneae; Theridiidae
Product: 2-acylglycerol O-acyltransferase 1
Biological process (GO): triglyceride biosynthetic process
Cellular component (GO): endoplasmic reticulum membrane
Molecular function (GO): diacylglycerol O-acyltransferase activity
Source: RefSeq, a predicted model, not a curated record